This is a messenger RNA of Monomorium pharaonis (pharaoh ant), 1288 nucleotides long. RefSeq names its product growth arrest and DNA damage-inducible proteins-interacting protein 1 (gene CRIF). Gene Ontology annotation, cellular component: nucleus. The coding region runs from base 170 to 970 and encodes 266 amino acids. The transcript is spliced from 4 exons. The record is from RefSeq and is a predicted model, not a curated record. Lineage: Eukaryota; Metazoa; Arthropoda; Insecta; Hymenoptera; Formicidae.
AUCGCGAUUCGUGCCGUUCACGUUUCACGUGCGUCGUAAUUUUAAAUCGCACUGUCGGUAUCCUAACCUGAGCUGAGUUAGCGAAAAUCGAGCAAUUCGAGUAUUAAUCCAGCAUAAUCUCGAGUUUGACGACUCGGCGAACGCGUAUAUACGGUCUGUCAACGUCCUGAUGAGUCUGAAACGGAUCUGCGAUGUUCUCGUUCAACGGAAUGUACAAUUUCGAGGCGUCGUCGCCAGGCGUUUCCUUGCCACCGAAUCGAUGGAUCCUGAGAUCGACGUAGCCGCCGCCGCCGAUGAGAAGCCAAUAUACCCAGACGAUCCCCAGGCUCAGGAAGAGCUUGAUAGGAAGCGAAACAAGUCUCGGCUGAAUUCUUCACACAGGAAUAUGCUUAUGGGCGUGCGUCCCUAUGACCAGCCGAUCGAAUGGUUUCAUCAUACGGUCAGAUACAAGCAGCGUAUGCUGGGUAGAUACGGAUUGAAAGCUAACAAUGAGCCAGUCGGUUUUGCUUGGCCGACGCCGAAGGAGAUCAAGGAUACUCGGGACUAUGAAAGAAUUGCCUUUCCACUGUCUCUUAAGGAAAGAUGGCAAAAGCUGGAAGAAGCAAAGCGCUUAAAGGCUGAGAAGAUUCAAGCAAGGGAGGCUGAAAUAGCCGAGAAACUAGCAAAAAUGGAUCAAUGGACGGCUGAGUUGAACACAAAGAUCGCCAAGAAGGAGGCAGAGUUAGAAGCUGCUAGAUUACGUAAGGAGCGUAUGGUGACCGAAAUCAGGAAACACUUUGGUUUCAAGAUCUCGCCUGAUGAUGAAAAAUUCAAGGCAAUGUUGGCGCAAAAGGAGAAAGAGGAAAAGAAGAAGAAGAAGGAAGCCAAAAAGCAGGCACAGUUGGAAAAACUAACAAAUAUGAUCCAAAAAAUGACCAAUGAGCCAGCCAGCCAGGAACAGGCGACCACCUCGACGAAAUCUGUAGAAUAGUAAUGACCUCAAUUGCAAAGUGUGUGAUUAUUUGGAGGUUGCUGAAUGGUCGACACGACAUUUAAACUACUAACACUUCUUUACAUUUUAUUUAAGCAAUCAGCAUUUUCGCAUGUCAAAGAACGCGAGAUGUCGCAAAGUGAAAUUGAAUUCAAAAGAUAUAUCCAAAUGCUUUCUCCGCUUUAUUAUAGAAGCGUAUCUUUUUGUAAAUGGAAACUUUUUAACACACUUCGCGGUUACUCUCCACCGAGAGAGUACAGUACAAAUCUCAGGGACAAUGUACACAUAUUUAAUAGUAAAUAUCUUUUUUUUACUAAU